Molecule: messenger RNA, 960 nt
Organism: Rotaria sp. Silwood1
Lineage: Eukaryota; Metazoa; Rotifera; Eurotatoria; Philodinida; Philodinidae
Source: the annotation of a GenBank genome assembly
AUGAGAGACAAAGAUCUCUUCAACAAUGAAGAUUCAUUUUUCUUCUUCAUUAUAGUUAUUCCCAAUAUUCCCAUCGAUGCUCAAUGGUCACAAAACGGAAAGAUCGUUGCUGGAGGUAAUGGAAAAGGCGCUGCCACAAAUCAACUUAACGAGCCUUACGGUCUCUUCGUUGAUGAUGAUCAAACGAUAAUCAUUGCUGACUACAGGAAUCAUCGUAUCGUUCAAUGGAAGAUGGGUGAUACGAAUGGACAAAUUGUAGCUGGUGGCAAUGGCCAAGGAAAUCGAUUGAAUCAAUUGAGACAUCCAACCGACGUGCUGAUCGACAAAGAGACUGAUAGUCUCAUUAUCUGUGAUUACGGAAAUAGUCGAGUCGUACGAUGGUCUCAUCGUAGUGGCACAACUCAAGGAGAAAUCCUCAUUGACCACGUCGCUUGUGGUAGAUUGUUCAUGGAUGAUCAUAGAUAUCUCUACGUCUCUGGCAUGGAAAAACAUGAAGUAAGACGAUAUCAAAUAGGAGACAGGAAUGGAAUUAUCGUGGCUGGUGGAAAUGGCAAAGGUGCUGGUUUCAAUCAACUCAACUUGCCGACCUAUAUCUAUGUCGAUCAACAACAGGCUGUCUACGUGUCCGACAGAGGCAAUCAUCGUGUAAUGAAAUGGAAUAAAGGUGCAAAAGAAGGCAUUGUCAUCGCUGGAGAUCAAGAUGAAGGGAAGACUCUGUCACAUCCUACAGGACUUUUCGUCGAUACGUUGGGUACCCUCUAUGUGGCAGAUGCGGUGAAUCAUCGAAUAAGGCGUUGGCCUAAAGGAGCAGAACAGGAUACUGUCAUUGUGGGUGGAAAUGAUGAAGGAGCAGGAGAAAAUCAAUUCAAACAUCUCCGUGGUUUGUCUUUCGAUCGACAAGGCAAUCUCUAUGUCGUCGAUAGUGAAAAUAAUCGUGUUCAAUUUUUUUCAAUUCAAUAA